Molecule: messenger RNA, 1525 nt
Organism: Phalaenopsis equestris
Lineage: Eukaryota; Viridiplantae; Streptophyta; Magnoliopsida; Asparagales; Orchidaceae
Product: F-box protein FBW2
Exons: 3
Coding region: 517-1491 (324 amino acids)
Molecular function (GO): protein binding
Source: RefSeq, a predicted model, not a curated record
UGGGUUUGGUGGCUACUCCUUCCCUUUUAUCUCCUCCUCUCUCACCUCAUCUUCUUCAUCCUCGAGCAGGUUCUCCUAUUUCUCCUCAUCGCUUUUGCUUCCGAUCCUCUCUUUCAUUUUCUCUGCCAGUUUAUGUGCGUCAAAGGUGACUCCUUUACCGAAUGAUUCGCCAAGAUCGAGUUUUUUUUGUCUUCUCCAACAAGUGAUAAUCGCCCGCUGAUCUUCCUACCUGGAUCAGCCCAAUCUGCACGGAUCUCUUACCAUGUUCGGCUCGCUUUGAGCUUUUAAUGUGUUUCCAGCACCUGCGUUGGGUUUAAAUCUUCACCCAUUUUCGAUUUCUGCAUUUGGGCUUCUGCGGAUUGAAAGCGGAAUGUUCUACUUUCGCUUUCCGAUCAUUAAUCCGUGUGCUAUCUGAAAACUGCUGCUGUAUUUGCCAUUUGGGUUCUUUUCCUUCUGCCAUUUCUCUACCCGCGCUUUAAUUGCUUCCCACCCACUCUUUGACCUCGUCCAGGAUCCAUGGGGGAGUUUGCCGAAUUGCGAUCAUGGGAGGAGCUGAUCCCGGACGCACUGGGCUUGAUCUUCCGCAACCUGUCUCUCCAGCAGAUUCUUUCAGUGGUGCCUCGAGUUUGCAAGUCGUGGAGCAGGGCGGUGUCCGGCCCUUAUUGCUGGCAAGAGAUCGAUCUCGAGGAGUGGAGCCGCAGGGUUAAUCCUGAACAGAUUGAGCGAAUGCUCCACCUCCUCGUCCGGCGCAGCUCCGGCUAUUGUCGCAGGCUCGCCAUCUCCGGCCUCCCUAACGAUUCCCUCUUCUCCUUCAUCGCCGAUUAUGCCGGUUCUCUUCAGUCCCUCGAGGUGCCGAGGAGCGAGAUGAGCGACGCCAUUGUGGAGCAAGUUGCAGGAAGUUUCUCUAACAUCACCUUCCUAGACAUCAGCUCCUGCAAGAACAUUGGCGUUCGUGCUCUAAAAUCAUUCGGCAUGCACUGCAAAUCUCUAGCCACCCUGCGGCGCACAAUGCACCCUCUGGAUGUCGCCGGAAAAGUGUGCCAGGAUGACGAAGCUCUAGCCAUCGCUCUCACCAUGCCCAAGCUUCGCCAUCUCGAACUGGCCUAUCUCCUGCUGACAACUCAAGGAGUACUUCAAAUACUCUCCCAUUGUCAGGAGCUGGAGUUCCUUGACAUAAGGGGGUGUUGGGAUGUGAAGCUUGAUGAGAGAUUGGUGAAGGAGAAGAACGGGAAGCUGAGGGUUCUCGGCCCGGAGAUCGUCGAUUCCUACGAGAGGAGCUUCUGGAAUGAAUGCUCGGAUUACUCUGAUUCUUCAGAGUACUCGUGGGAUUUCAUGGAUGAUGGUGAUGCUUAUUCUGAAGAUAUGAGCGAUGAACAGAGUGUUUGGGACGAUGAUGUUGAUGAGCAGAAUCUGGAGAGGUUGCAGGUCAGAUUCUAUGGAGGUGGGUUCAAUGAAGCCUUUGCUGGCUUUGAAUGGCCUCUUUCUCCUUAGAUUUAAAAAAAAACGAACUUUUUAGUUGCAUCAA